AUGUCACUGAACAUCUUUCGCGUCCUCGCGGACUUUUCCCAUCUGGGUUCCAUCAUAAUCCUUCUGCACAAGAUGGUUCAGCUGAAUAGCUGUUCCGGCAUAUCCUUCAAGUCGCAAGCACUCUACUUCCUCGUAUAUGUCACGAGAUAUCUCGACCUCUUCUGGACGACUAGCGCGUACAACCUGCUCUUCAAGAUCAUGUUCCUCGGCUCGCAGGGAUACAUCAUCUACCUAAUGACAACCGCAUACAAGCCUACGAACGACCCUAACGUUGACACCUUCCGUGUCCAAUAUCUUCUGGGUGGAGCCGCUGCCCUCGCCAUCAUAUUCCCCUACAAGUACAGCAUUGCUGAGAUCUUGUGGGCCUUCUCCAUCUGGCUCGAGUCCGUCGCCAUUCUACCCCAGCUCUUCAUGCUGCAGCGAACAGGCGAGGCCGAGACCAUCACGACACACUAUCUGUUUGCUCUUGGACUCUACCGUGCUCUCUACAUCCCGAACUGGAUCUACCGGUACUUUACGGAGGUCGGCCAUAAGGUGGACUGGAUUGCCCUCCUGGCCGGUAUCGUCCAGACGGUUCUGUACAGCGACUUCUUCUGGAUCUACUACAACAAGGUCCUCAAGGGAAAGAAGUUCAAGCUCCCUGUAUAA
Messenger RNA from Phaeoacremonium minimum UCRPA7, 648 nucleotides. Its product is annotated as putative er lumen protein retaining receptor protein. The transcript is spliced from 4 exons. The record is from RefSeq and is a predicted model, not a curated record. The coding region runs from base 1 to 648 and encodes 215 amino acids. Lineage: Eukaryota; Fungi; Ascomycota; Sordariomycetes; Togniniales; Togniniaceae. Gene Ontology annotation, cellular component: membrane; endoplasmic reticulum; cis-Golgi network. Gene Ontology annotation, molecular function: ER lumen protein retrieval receptor activity. Gene Ontology annotation, biological process: endoplasmic reticulum to Golgi vesicle-mediated transport; protein retention in ER lumen.